Messenger RNA from Rana temporaria (common frog), 6260 nucleotides. RefSeq names its product SPT6 homolog, histone chaperone and transcription elongation factor (gene SUPT6H). Gene Ontology annotation, molecular function: DNA binding; histone binding; nucleosome binding. Gene Ontology annotation, biological process: transcription elongation-coupled chromatin remodeling; mRNA transcription by RNA polymerase II; positive regulation of transcription elongation by RNA polymerase II. The transcript is spliced from 37 exons. Gene Ontology annotation, cellular component: transcription elongation factor complex. Lineage: Eukaryota; Metazoa; Chordata; Amphibia; Anura; Ranidae. The coding region runs from base 178 to 5400 and encodes 1740 amino acids. The record is from RefSeq and is a predicted model, not a curated record.
GAGGAGGGCGCCUGCGCACUGUGGGGGGAAGUGACGUAACGUGGGGCGCCUCAGUCUUCUCCCCUUCGCUGGUCUUAGUACCUGGAAGAGGGGCCCACGGAUUUCAUCGUGUCAUACGGAAAGAUCAAGACGGGGAAGGAGACGCUCGGCUGUUGAGAAAUCACACAUAUAUUCAAAAUGAACAUGUCUGAUUUUGUGGAGAGUGAAGCCGAGGAGUCUGAGGGAGACUACAAUGAGGAUGGAGACGUUGUACAGAGACCUACCAAGAAGUUUGUAGAAGAUGAUGAUGAUGAUGAAGAGGAGGAGGAGGAAAACCCAGAGGACCAAGAUGAACAAGGAAAUUUGAAAGGUUUUAUUAACGAUGAUGAUGAUGAUGAAGACGAGGAGGAAGAGGAGGAUGGGGGGGGGGCAAGAAGUGGUUCUGAAGGAUCAGAGGCUGAAGUUGUUCACAAGCCAAAGAAACGCCCAUUCGAUGACAGACUGGAAGAUGAUGAUUUUGAUCUAAUUGAGGAGAACUUGGGUGUGAAAGUCAAACGUCAAAAGUUCAGACGUGUGCGAAAGAUGUCCGAAGACGAGGAUGAGGAAGAAGAUGCAGGAAGGGAGGAGCAUGAGAAGGAAGUCAUUGCUGGAGAAAUCUUUGAAGAGGGAGAUGAUGAGGGGAGGCAUGAGGGGAGGCACGAGUCUGCUGACCAGCCACUUAUAGAUGGUGAUGGAGAGGAAGAGGAUGAUGAUGAAGAGUCUGACAUUGACGACUUUAUUGUUGAUGAUGAUGGACAACCGAUAAAAAAACCUAAAUGGAGAAAGAAGCUUCCGGGAUAUACUGAUGCUGCUUUGCAGGAAGCCCAGGAGAUCUUCGGUGUGGACUUUGAUUUUGAGGAUCUUGAAAAGUACAAUGAGGAAGAUGAAGAAAUGGAGGAGUAUGAAUAUGAAGAUGAGGAAGCAGAUGGAGAAGUGCGUGUUCGCCCCAAGAAAACUGCCAAAAAGCGCGUGAGCAGGCGAAGCAUUUUUGAAAUCUAUGAACCUAGUGAACUGGAGAGUAGCCACUUGACUGAUCAAGACAACGAGAUCCGAUCAACAGAUCUCCCAGAAAGAUUCCAGCUACGUACCAUUCCAGUUAAAUCUGCUGAAGAGGAUGAGUUGGAAGAAGAGGCUGAAUGGAUUUACAGAAAUGCAUUUUCUACACCAACAAUCUCUCAACAGGAGAACUGGGAUUACCUGGAACGUGGACAAGUUACUGCUAGUUUUAGCCGCAAAGGACCUAGCACUAUACAGAAAAUCAGAGAGGCGCUUAAUUUCAUGAGGAAUCAACACUUUGAGGUACCCUUUAUUGCAUUUUACAGAAAAGAAUAUGUGGAACCGGAGCUCAAUAUUAAUGAUUUAUGGCGAGUCUGGCAAUGGGAUGAGAAGUGGACCCAACUUAAAUUGAGAAAGCAGAAUCUGAUGCGUCUGUUCCAGAAAAUGCAGGCUUAUCAGUAUGAGCAGAUCUCUGCGGAUCCAGAUAAGCCACUCGCUGAUGAGAUAAGACCUCUGGAUAUUGCAGACAUGGAUAGGCUGAAAGAUGUCCGAUCAAUGGAUGAAUUGAAAGACGUGUAUAACCACUUCCUACUGUACUAUGGGAGAGACAUUCCAAAGAUGCAAAAUGCAGCCAAGGCCACACAGAAAAAGAUGAAACGCAUCCCUGAAGAAGGAGAGGAGGAAGGGGCUGAGCCUGUAGAACAAGAAGAGGAGGAGCAGAAGGGACCAGAGUUGAAGCAGGCUUCCCGUAGAGAUAUGUAUUCUAUCUGCCAAGGAGCUGGUCUUGAUGGCUUGGCAAAGAAGUUUGGUCUUACACCAGAACAGUUUGGAGAAAACCUGCGAGACAGUUACCAGAGGCACGAGACUGAGCAGUUUCCAGCUGAGCCUCUAGAGCUUGCCAAAGAUUAUGUGUGCAGUCAGUUCACAACGCCUGAGGCAGUGCUGGAGGGGGCCCGUUAUAUGGUUGCACUGCAGAUUGCCAGAGAACCUUUAGUUAGACAAGUCCUGAGGCAGACCUUCCAGGAAAGGGGAAAAAUCAAUGUUGUGCCAUCCAAGAAAGGCAGAAAGGAAGUGGAUGAAGCCCAUUAUGCAUAUGCUUUUAAGUAUCUGAAAAAUAAACUUGUGAAGGAGCUUCGGGAUGAUCAGUUUCUAAAGAUGUGCAUUGCAGAAGAAGAGGGUUUAAUUUCCAUUGAGAUCAACAUAGAUAUGAAGGAUGUUGAGGGUUUUGGAAAUGAGCAGACCUAUUUUGAGGAGAUCAAGCAAUUCUAUUACAGAGAUGAGUUCAGUCACCAGGUUCAGGAGUGGAACAGACAGCGCACACUGGCCAUUGAAAGGGGCCUAAAGCAGUUCAUUUACCCUCAAAUGGGUAAAGAGUUGAAAAGUAAACUUCUCCUGGAGGCCAAAGAAUAUGUUAUUAAGGCAUGUAGCCGUAAAAUGUACAACUGGUUGAAGGUAGCCGCAUAUCGGCCAGAUCAACAAGUGGAGGAAGAUGAUGAUUUCAUGGAGGAUAACCAAGGGAAAGGAAUCCGUGUUUUGGGUGUAGCUUUUUCUUCAGCAAGGGACCACCCUGUUUUUUGCUCUCUAAUUAAUGGGGAAGGUGAGGUCACUGACUUCCUGCGCUUGCCGUACUUUACAAAGCGGAAGAAUGCUUGGCGUGAGGAGGAGCGAGAGCGUAAGGCUACGGACAUGGAGAGUCUAAAAAAAUUUUUGAUUAGCAAGAAACCUCAUGUUGUUGCCAUUGCUAGUGAGAAUCGAGAUGCACAGAUGAUGAUUGAAGAUGUUAAACGAAUUGUUCAUGAGCUGGAGCAAGCACAGCAGAUGUCUUCUAUUGGGGUGGAGAUGGUUGAUAAUGAGCUAGCUGUUUUAUAUAUGAACAGUAAAAAAUCAGAGAGUGAUUUCCGGGACUAUCCCCCAAUUUUACGCCAAGCGGUUUCUAUUGCUCGCCGUGUCCAGGAUCCUCUGAUUGAAUUUUCCCAAGUCUGCAGCACUGAUGAUGAUAUCCUUUGUCUGAAACUUCACCCAUUGCAGGAUCAAGUAGUGAAAGAGGAUCUGCUGAACUCCCUUUAUUGUGAAUUCAUCAACCGAGUCAAUGAGGUUGGAGUGGAUGUUAACAAAGCCAUUUCUCACCCAUACACACAGUCCCUGAUCCAGUAUGUGUGUGGCCUUGGACCACGUAAAGGCACUCAUUUACUGAAGAUUCUCAAGCAAAACAAUACACGUCUAGAAAAUCGUACCCAGCUGGUAACAAUGUGCCAUAUGGGUCCCAAAGUUUUCAUCAACUGCGCUGGCUUCAUCAAGAUAGACACAAACUCUCUUGGUGAUAGUACGGAUUCCUAUAUUGAAGUAUUGGAUGGCUCGCGAGUGCACCCUGAAACCUAUGAAUGGGCACGCAAAAUGGCAGUUGAUGCUUUAGAGUAUGACGAGUCUGCUGAAGAUGCCAACCCUGCUGGAGCUCUAGAAGAGAUUCUAGAAAAUCCCGAGAGGCUGAAGGAUCUGGACUUGGAUGCAUUUGCUGAAGAACUUGAGAGACAGGGUUAUGGCGAUAAACAUAUCACAUUGUAUGAUAUUCGAGCUGAGCUUAGCUGCAGGUACAAAGACCUUCGAACGCCUUACAGGUCAGCUAACCCAGAGGAGGUCUUUAACAUGCUGACCAAAGAAACACCAGAGACGUUCUACAUAGGUAAAUUGAUCACCUGUAAUGUUAUUGGUAUUGCACAUAGACGACCUCAAGGAGAAAGUUACGACCAAGCUAUCAGGAAUGAUGAGACAGGACUUUGGCAGUGUCCAUUUUGCCAACAAGAUAAUUUCCCAGAGCUUAGUGAGGUAUGGAAUCAUUUUGACAGCGGCUCUUGCCCUGGUCAGGCUGUUGGUGUUAAAGCCCGUCUAGACAAUGGUGUGACUGGCUUCAUUCCAACAAAAUUUAUUAGUGAUAAAGUAGUUAAACGACCCGAAGAAAGAGUAAAGGUAGGCAUGACUGUCCAUUGUCGGAUAAUGAAAAUCAACAUUGAGAAAUUUAGUGUGGACAUGACAUGCCGAACCUCAGAUCUGUCGGACAAAAACAAUGAGUGGAAGUUACCCAAGGACACUUACUAUGACUUUGACACAGAGGCUACACAUCUCAAACAAGAUGAAGAGCUGAGAAAGAAACAGCAGCGUACAACUUACAUAAAGCGUGUCAUCGCACAUCCCUCUUUCCACAAUAUUAACUUCAAGCAAGCUGAAAAGAUGAUGGAGACAAUGGACCAGGGUGAUGUCAUUAUUCGACCAAGCAGUAAGGGGGAGAAUCAUCUAACAGUCACAUGGAAGGUUAGCGAAGGUAUUUACCAACAUGUGGAUGUACGAGAGGAAGGGAAGGAGAAUGCAUUCAGUCUGGGAUCAACGCUGUGGAUUAACACUGAGGAGUUUGAAGACUUGGACGAAAUUAUUGCUCGAUUUGUGCAGCCCAUGGCAUCUUUUGCAAGAGAUCUUAUAAACCAUAAAUAUUAUCAGGAUUGUGAAGAUAAAAAGAAAUUAGAGGAAUUAUUGAUAAAGACAAAGAAGGAAAAGCCUACAUUCAUUCCAUACUUCAUCGCUGCGAAUAAGGAGCUCCCAGGCAAAUUUUUGUUGGGCUAUCAGCCCCGAGCUAAGCCAAGAGUUGAGUACGUAACCGUGACACCAGAAGGUUUCAGAUAUAGAGGUCAGAUAUUCCCUUCAGUCAAUGGCCUUUUCCGAUGGUUCAAAGACCACUACCAAGACCCUGUACCAGGUAUUACCCCUAGUAGCAGCAGUAGAACUAGGACUCCGGCCUCCAUGAGUGCCACUCCUGCCAAUAUUAAUCUUGCAGAUCUGACCCGUGCUGUGAAUGCUCUACCGCAAAAUAUGACCUCCCAAAUGUUUAACGCUAUUGCUGCAGUUACUGGACAUGGGCAAAAUCCCAAUGCCACACCAGCUCAAUGGGCAUCCAGUCAGUAUGGUUAUGGUGGCGGCAGUGGAGGUGGGAGCAGUGCUUAUCAUGUUUUUGCGACUCCAGCACAGCAGCCUAUGGCUACACCUCUGAUGACCCCCAGCUACUCUUAUGCUACUCCCAGCCAACCUAUUACAACACCACAGUACCAUCAACUACCGCCAAAUGCUACACCAACCCCCGCACCACCCACACCACAAUCCUCUCAUUCGCAAAGUUCAUCAACAUCAAGUUCCCGACACAGGCAGCAAUCCAAAACUAGUAGUCAGACCCCCAUUGAUUGGGGCAAAAUGGCUGAACAGUGGCUGCAUGAAAAAGAGGCAGAGAGGCGAAAACAGAAGCAGCGGUUAACCCCUCGUGCAUCUCCAAGUCCUAUGAUAGAGAGUACACCCAUGUCCGUCGCAGGGGAUGCCACGCCACUACUGGAUGAAAUGGACCGAUGAGUGCAGGAGAUGGGAAACCAACUCAAAGGACACUUGAGAACAUCACUUUGCCCAUUUUACUUUUGACAGUUGUACAAAAAGGUUCCCAAACUGGCAGUGGAGGUUGGUUAUGUCUGAUAUAUCCACUGACCACCAUGGGAAGAUUGGACCUUUCCAGUGUAAUGCUCGAUUUAAAGUGCUUGAAAUCAUGCUUUAGCACCAAGCAUCAAUAUCAGAUUGUGUUUAUAUUAAAAUGAAAGUGUUGGUUUACUUCCAAGAAGAGAGGUAAAAGUGCUAAGUUGACCUCAGUAGAAAAACAGUUAUGUUUUUAUGGGCUAUGUUUUAAACAUAAAUGGGGUUCACUGUUCUUUUUAAAUUGCAUAUUCUGCCAAAGAAUGCAAAAUAAAAUGAGAGGUCUGAAGCUAAGAUCUCAUUUCUGUAAUAUGACGUCGACUGGCUGGAGCCAUUUUAUAUGGAUACAUGGAACUAAAGGGGAGCAUUAAGCGACUGGGGUCGGACAAUAAGCGACUGGGGACAGACAAUAUAGUCUCUUCUCGGAAUAUCCUCUUAAAAAAAAAAAAAAAAAUACGGAGGAACAUGCUACAAUGUUUUAUGCAUUUGGGUAUUUAUUUUUCAUCCUUGCUCUAUUUUCAUGCUUCACUGCAAUGUGCAGCUAACUGUAAGUUUGCGACUGUGUCCCUACACAGUCUCGGUGCUUAAGUAUGAGAUGAAGCUUUGUUUUUUUUUUUCUUUUUCUUUUUUUAUGUCAUUUUCAUUGCAGUGUACAGGUAUCAUGGAUUUCUGAUGGCACCUAAAGUUAUCUUUAUUAUAACUUUUAUUUGAUUUGUUUUGGCAGCAGACAAAUAAAAUAGUGACUUCUA